Messenger RNA from Alternaria burnsii, 2133 nucleotides. RefSeq lists its product as uncharacterized. NCBI's taxonomy places the organism in Eukaryota, Fungi, Ascomycota, Dothideomycetes, Pleosporales, Pleosporaceae. The record is from RefSeq and is a predicted model, not a curated record. The annotation marks the transcript as partial. The transcript has 13 exons.
AUGACAACGCUGAUGGCUUCGCUUCUUUGGCUCCUUGCCUGCCUGAGCUGUGUUUCAGCGGUUCCUGUCGAGGUGUUUGCCAGCAACGACACCUCCAUACUCAGGCGUGGCACCACAAAUGCACUGCAAUACCCAUACUCCCUUCAACUCCUUCUUAGCGUCGCCGGGGUCCACCAAUACCGCUGGUUCAUCUACCAAGGCCCUCAAGGUAUCGCUGUCGAUCCCUGUCAGGAUCAUGACGGGCAGAUGCCCGCGGAAUUCAAGCGCGUAUUCUAUGGUUCGAUGUUCCAGGAUGAGGAUGAUGCUAUCAACCAUCCCCCAUUUCCCGAUCGCAAGGUAUACACCAAGAUCGAAUACUCUAAUUACGAUGACUGCAAGUACAUAGGCACGGGUAUCGAUGCUGGACAAUUCCGAUGUGGAGACCACUACAUCAUCGAUUGCGCGAAGGACCCUGGAUAUGAUGAGGCUACUAUGAAGUGUGAUGAUGAUCAGCUGCCGAAGUUCCAUCGAGGAUCCAAUGAUAUCUUCUAUCUCCUACACCAGUCCAACACAUUCUAUCAAAUAUCACAACACUCGCUCACAUCAUACGACCAAAGCACCCAAAGAUUCACGAGAAUGAUGACUUCUUGGUUCACCUUCCUUGUAGGCAUUACCGCUUGCCUCGGCUUCGCUCUUGCCGCACCCGUUGAGGAAGCCGCAAGCGAUGUCACUCCAGGCGUGCUGCGAGGCCAGGGCCCUUACCCCUACUCUCUACAGAUCCAAGUUUCGGAGGUCAAGCCCUUUUACUAUGUUUGGGAUAUCUUCCAAGGACCUAGCGGCAUUGCUGUGUACCCUUGCGGUGAUACUCGCUUCGAGAAGGUCUAUCAUGGCGAGCCCGGAUGGCAUACCGACAAGCUAGACAUGGUUCAGCCUCCCUUUCCCCAGAACUAUGAACCGUUCGUUCCGGAGUUUGACGUCAAGAUCAAGUACGGCAGCCGUAAUAACUGUGUCUAUCACGCUACUGGUGUAGACCCUGGUCAAUUCCAUUGCGGCGACGAGUACAUAGUCGACUGCAAAAAAGAUUUUAGUCUUUUCGUUUACUUUUACCUUACCACCGAGUUGCACUGCCACCACUCGAACGAGCAAACUUACAAACCACUCACCAUGUUCGCGUGGUUCACUUUCCUUAUAUACGUGUCCGCAAGCCUCUUGCUUGGCUACAGUCUCGCAAUACCUAUGCAGAACUUGAGCAUGGAGUUGCACAAUAACCGCACCACACACGGCCUUCAAGCCGAGGGGUAUACCAACUCCAUCCAGAUCAUGCUUGAUCGGGAAUCAUACAGGGACUACUAUUGGGAGUUGUUCGUAGGUCCGUACGGCAAGAAAGCAAAUCCUUGUGGGACAAACCACAAACCGUUCCGUCUCGCGGCCAUGUCCGGUGUCUUCGAUUACGGACGAAAUGAUAUCGGUCAUCCCCCGAACCCACCUGCGAUGGAGCUUUCCUUUGUAGACAAUAGCAAGAACGAGUGCAAGUGGAAAACCGACGGCGGCGGUGACCCCGGUCAACUCAUCUGUGGCGAUUGGAUGAUUAUGGAUUGCGAGCGAGACGCGAGCUGGAACGACGGUGCUAUCAAUUGCCAUGGCUUCUCAGUCCAUCGAGGCUGGGCUUAUACGAAAAUGCUGUUCUCAUUGUUCAUCAGCAUAGUCGCUUUCUUACUGGGCACGGCUUCCGCUUACCCUACCGAGGACCCCGUCACACAGGACUUCUACGAUGCCUCCAUCCAGGUCCUCCUUAACCGAGCAUCGGGUACCGAGUACUACUGGGAAAUGUUUCAAGGCCCAUCUGGCAAGCUGUUCAGCCCUGUACCUAUCCUGAUCCGUUCAAAUUUGCCUCCAUCAAUGGCCCCUACCAUUACGGGCGAGACGCCAUCGACAAUCCCCCGAGUGCUCCUGCUGCGACAAGUCUUCCAGAUUGAUAUCGUUACUUCGCUUCAACUCGUGUUGGGCGAAAUGCUCGGCAACCACUUCUGGUGGCUCUUCCAGGGCCCUCAGGGCAUUGCAGUCGACAUGUGCGGCCUUGACGAGCAAUUCGAGCUGCUUAAGUUAUGGCCUCAUCCUGGCACUGCCAACAUAGACAGUCCGCCUUUUCAACUA